GCCAAUAAUACUGCUUUAGUACUUGUGAUUACAAUUAUUACGGGUGUCAUCUACUCGAAACCUAUCGCAUUUUUAAGCUGAUAGUAUGACAAGUUGGUGACUAUUUUAAAACGCUGAUAUACGCAUUGCGGUAGUUAACUAUUGUCAAACAAUUGAAGUAACUUCAAAGAUUUUAAAACUAGAUAAUCACAGUGAAGAAGGUUAAAGUGUUAACAUAUUUUGUUCAAAUAAGGUGCAAGUUAGGGACAUAAGACAUUCAUCACCUGACAGUGCGAGCGUGAACAUCGAGGGGAAAGUGUUUGGGUACUUAAAAGUUUAAGACUAUAGAGGAUACAAAGAAAGUGACUUACUGACUAAGUUGUUUUGAUUAAUAAACAAUGAUACACCGGAAAGUGAGAAUGAAUUCUACAAAUGUGUCCGAGGAAUCGGACAGCUACUCUGAAGUUGAAGAUCACGUUGAUGUCGAAUCAGAUGGACAGGACGUUUCUGGAACGGCGACUGAUCUUAGAAUUCAAGAACGUCUCCAUGGUGUAACGGAUAUUCAGAACAAUCACAGCAAUCCUACCAAAGACUCAAAUUGUGACAUGUUUACUAAACGUUCCGAAAAAGUUACUAAACCUGCAGUAAGACCAUCAUUUUUAAUAACAGAUAUUUUAUCAGACAAUAAACGUACAGAUUCGGAGACGGACUCGUCAGUUGGAAACACACCGUGCACGCCCUGUACGCCGUGCACACCAUUAACACCAGUAUCACAUACAAUUGACAUUCAAAAAACAGCUGCAAUAUUAGCCCAAAGACAGUCGUCUGCAUCUUCAAGACUUUUAUUGUCUCCUUCUGAAAGAUGUGAUUCUCCGGACUCAGAUGAUGAAUCAAGAGACGGAAGUCCUUCCCCUGGAUCAGAAAACGGAUCUCUCAAAUCAAGCAAGAAGUCACGAAAAGCAAGAACUGCAUUUACAGACCAUCAGUUGAAUUCUUUAGAAAAAAGUUUUGAGAGACAAAAAUACCUCAGUGUGCAAGACAGAAUGGAAUUGGCGGCAAAACUGAACCUUUCCGAUACCCAAGUUAAAACAUGGUAUCAAAACAGAAGAACAAAGUGGAAGAGGCAAACAGCAGUUGGUCUAGAGUUAUUGGCAGAAGCCGGAAGUUACUCCAACAUGCAGCGCAUGAUCACAUCAAGUCCUUACUGGGCGUCGUACCCUGGCUCCCACGGACACAACCCCGCCCUGUUAUCAGGCAUUGACUCUCUUUACUUCAGACAGGGUGUAUCACCCUUGUCUUCACAUAGACAAUUGGUGUCCAAUCUUUAUUUACAAGGAAUGGGCCGCAUUUGAUUUGAUUAACAUUCUUUCUGGUUCAAAUGUGCCAUUUUAUUAUGUAUUUGAUACUAUAGAAGACUCUACAAUGACGUUGUAUGUAUAUUUAUAUUGAAAGAAUAGAAAUAGUGCCAUAUUUUAAAAUUGAAAGAAAACGUCUUUUAAUAGUAUCAUGACAUUAUUGCAUUUUUUAUCGCCUUUUUAAAUACCAAAACAUUUCUGUUCUAAAGUGUUCAGCCUAUAUUUAAAUUUGUAUAUUUUAUUCAUCAUACCAGCAAGUAAAUUCUACGGCAUUUUGUGCAAUUCUUUAUAAAUUCGUUAUAAAUAAAAAUAACAAAUUUGUUUUUGCUAUAAUUUAAUGCAUUGUGUUCUCAGUUCUCAUCAAAACAUUUUCAUCUUUAUUCAGUUUUUGUAAUUUUAAAAGAACGAACAUUUUAAUUUCUAUAUCGCUAAGUAUGGUAACGGAUUAAUUAAAGAACAAUACAUGAUGAUAUGUUUUCGUUGAAAGAAAAACACCUUAUAUUAUUUAUGAGUUUAACCUGUUUUGGUAUAUUAUAAAGUAGUUUUGAUAUUUUGACGAAAGAGAAAUUUAUUUUCUUGACAUUAGCAUCCUUUUUUUUACUAUAACUUUAUAUUUUAAACUUGUAAAAGGCAGUAUAAAAUCAUCAGUUACAUGACUAUUACAAGAUAUUGUAAAUCAGUAGAAUUUUAUGAAGUUUUUGAAAAAUAAAAAGUUCACUAUACGAUUCACUUAGUACCUUAUGACAUACAUAGGGCUGUUUUUUUUUCUAAGUGUAUAAUGUUUUUUCCUAAGUGUAUAAUGUUUUAUGUUUUAUUAAUUUAUGUGCUUCUCAAUCAUUAAUACUUUGUUGUUGUUACUUGAACAUUAUUUUCAUCAUGGGAAAAGGAAAAUAAAUCUAUAAAACUGAA
Molecule: messenger RNA, 2243 nt
Organism: Ruditapes philippinarum (Manila clam)
Lineage: Eukaryota; Metazoa; Mollusca; Bivalvia; Venerida; Veneridae
Product: barH-like 1 homeobox protein
Exons: 3
Coding region: 378-1331 (317 amino acids)
Biological process (GO): regulation of DNA-templated transcription
Molecular function (GO): DNA-binding transcription factor activity, RNA polymerase II-specific; DNA binding
Source: RefSeq, a predicted model, not a curated record